GCACUUGCGCUUGUGCUCAUAACUUCGCAACGGAACGGGCUACGCCCCUGAAACAAACGAAAUCGCCAGCACCGCGCAUGCCCAAGCUAAAGACCCACAUGGAGGAGCCUUUUGGAUCGUUGAUGUCCGAAAAAUUGGCCUCUCCCACCAUAGAUAUGCCAAUGGAGAGUCCAGAUGCCCAUGUCCUUCAAACAUGCUGGGUGUGGUUCCGAUUAGAGAGCAGCCAUCAGUCUGUGGCACGAGAGAGAUGUUUGUGCAGAAGGGAGAAAGAGUUUCUGACCAUCAGCACGGACUCUGGAGCCGUGCACUAUGUUGCACUACCAUUCGUGGUGGAAAAAAUGGCUCCUCUCUCAGAAGGGCUACUGUUGGAACGGUCCACAAGGGAGGAGACUGGAAGUGGCCUUCCGACAAUGUUUUCCCUCCUCAGUUCCACCGGUGAUCUCUCCCCUAUUGUUACCAGGCAAUCAUUCACUCAUGCUACCUCAGCUACUACAUGUAGCUAUGUGACAGAUCCACACCUUCACAUUGUGGACAGUUGUCCACAGGACAGAGAUCUAGUCCUUCUCUACCACACCUCCUCUCAGACUCACUCCAUCUGGAGAGUCAGACCCACCUCUGCUGAGGACAUCCCAGCUCAUGUAGCCAACACUCCUCAUCCAGGGAGGAGAUCCAUGAACUCCUCCACUGCUGUCACACCAAGAAGUACCUCAGCCCCCUCUCAGUAUGAUCUCCACCCAACUACCCCUUCUCAUAGGACAGAUACCCCUGUACAAAUGAUCCUGACAGGAAACAAGAAAUUGAUGAGAGGCCUCAAUAAGGCCACCCCUCAUAUGUUCUCUGGUGGAGGUGGAGGGGGAGGGAGAGGGGGCAACAGGCUAGGCAGUGGACGCUCGCCGUUCGCGCCUCGGUUGCCAACCCCUCUCAACCUGGGGAAUCAGAAGAGGUCCAAGAGUGUAUCUCCCAUGCACCAAGCCGGGCGGCUGUCUCCCUUCUCCCAGACGGUCCACAGUAACUCCUGGACCACCUUCUUCUCCGAGGAGUCUGCAGUCGCACUGGAACCACUCUUGCCUCAGAUCUGUAUUCACAAGCUGGCAGAAUGUGUGGAGAGGAUUCAAGGACAUGCCUUGGAUUUCUUUACCUGUGGGUGUUUGUUUCCUACUGGUGUCACUUACUACUACUUCACCACCUCAAUAGCAGAGCUCUGGGUUUUGUCUGCUGAGUGUGCUGAAGCGAGGACCCCAGCAUUGAAGCUACCAGCCUCCCAUGCAGUUCCCAUUACUGAUCUGAAUGUAGUACUUGUCCUGUCGCCCAGGGGAGAGCUUUCUGUUUAUAGUGGUGUGUUAAAGGUGUGUGAGUUGGGGCUGGAGUGGCUUUUUGCAAAUGGUGACACUGACAGCGGAAAAGUGGACUUGGACCAGAUUGAAGGGGAGAGGAAACUUGUCUCCAUAAGAGGUGGUGAAGGUGCCCAGUUUAGUGUUCAGCUGAGCUCUGGACUAGUGCUGACUGGUGGGCUACCUCCAAUCUACCCUCACACUCUAGUAGAACUGAGUCUCAGAGCCACAACAGAAGUCAUCCCUAAGGACACAGCACACCUAAUGCUAGCUGACUAUUACAGUAACUGUAUCCAACUAUCCCCCAGUCCAUUCUCAAUACACCACUUUCUGCACUGGCUCCUCUCACUACUUCAGCUGCCCUCACUUCCACCACUGGAGGCAUCUCAACCUUUUCUUCUCUCCCAGAGGAAUUUAACAGUUUUAAGGCUGUUUGAAGUAAAGAAUGAAUGCAUGCCGAUACCCCAGCCGAUGCCACUUCCAUCCUCUAAAAGAUGUCUGGUGCAGUAUGCUCGCAGUGUCUUCAAAGUUUUGCACUUGGUAUAUGAGGAACUGAAGGUUUACUCAGAAUGUAAAGACUCCCUUCCUCUGCUGGCAAGAUUCCUCCACCAUGUUGCUACCUGUCUCGGUUUCCCUAGCUAUUGUGAUCUCUACCCUGCCGACCAUCCCUCCCUGAUGCCAUCUUCACUUGGACACACAUCUGAGGGAGGAGAUGAGGAGGAGAAGAUGGAGUGUGAGGGUGAGGAGGAGGAGGGAGAAGGAAGGGAGGACACACAUCCUCCAAAUUUGAUGAGUCAUCUACACAUCAUGCUGACGAUGGGAGCAGCAGGUCAUGUGCCUUUCCCACUGCUGAGCGAUGUGUGUAAGAGGACAGCACAGCUUGUACAGCUAUAUGCGCUGUAUAGUGGAGGUGCAGGAUCCAUUUUCUCUAUCUCUUCUUUGUUCACCUCUUGCUCCGCCCUCGCCGUGUCAGCUCUGACUGAAUGGCAGCAACUGCUGGAAAAGACCAGCUCCCCUCACCAGAGAGUGGUGCUGUGGAUAGUGGCCCAAGGUCUGACUCGUGAGGAUCUCGCUAGUCUCCCUGUGGGCGUGGCACUGCCGCUGUGGGACUCCAUAUUCCACUGUAGAGAGAAUCCUCCACCCUCUGAUGAUCUCAGGCUAUAUGAACUCAUAGGGCGGGAAGACAUCUUAAAGACACUGCGCACAGCAGCUGGGGACACUACACCACUGACAAUAGAGGCAAUGGAGAAAGAUGAUGGUAUGAAGGUGGAUGAUGAGAUCAUAAAGCUAACGUUCAGUAAAGACCUAAGAGUGAAUGAAGUGAAGCGGCUGCUCAAUUCAUCGCAGCCAGUCAAAAUUUCCCUUGAACAGAAGCCGGAAGUGAGUGACCAUGAAUUUAUUGAGCAACAGGAGCUGACGCUGCUUACAGUCUGCCAGAGAACUAUGGCUCUACCAGUGGGCAGGGGAAUGUUCACUCUGGCAGUGUCAAAGCCCCUCCCGACCUCGCCUCUCUCUAUCCCUGGCGUUGAGCUAACUGGCAGGGCACCCCCAAAAAAUUCCACGGUGAGUCUGGAGCACAUAGAGAAACCACCCAACAUGGUUCUCUGGCCUCAGUUCCACAAUGGCGUCGCAGCUGGUCUCCGUCUCUCCCCCAAUGCCAUGUUGGAUUCAACUUGGAUCCUCUCCAACCGUCCAUCCCCCCCUCUCUCGACCCCCGCAUCCGAGGACGGCAGUGGCCCCGCCCACUCUCGCUGCUCCCCGCAGCAUGCCGGUCUCCUCCUGGCCCUCGGACUCUCGGGACACCUCUCUUCUCUAAUGGACUUUGAACUCUUCGAUUAUCUUCAAGACAAACACGAGUUGACCACUGUCGCAGUUCUUCUGGGAAUUACAGCCUCCAGGGUUGGAUCAAUGCAGAGAUCCAUAGCAAGCAUCCUAUCAAUAUUCCUUCCUCCUCUCCUGCCAUUUGGCUCAGCCGACAUGGAAAUAUCUCAGACCAUUCAGACUGCAGCUCUCACUGCUAUGGGCCUCCUCUAUCUGGGGUCGGGCAACAGGCAUCUCAGCGAGGUAAUGCUGAGGGAGAUAGCCCACGUUCCAGGGCCAGAGCUGGAGUUUGCAGAUGACAGAGAGUCCUACUCCCUCUCCGCCGGGAUAGCUCUCGGGAUGACCACUCUCGGGCGAGGAGGGGAUCUCCCUGGGAUGGGUGACCUGAGACUAGUGGAGCGACUGGCUGUCCUCAUCCUCGGAGGACCCAAGAGCCAGGUGCACUGCACGUAAUUGGUUAUACCCUGUUUUUAUCUGCACCAUUAUGGACCCUGAUUAGGGAGAGUACACGAGUAUUACUGACAGAGCACUGUUCACACAGUGACUAACGUUAAAAGUCAUCAUGAAUAAUGUGAUAGAAUGUUUACAGAGAGCUUCUUGUUUUGGAGACUCUGCAUAGUGACAAAUGCCAUAUCCUACCUAUGUAGUCUAUGCAAAUGAGUAGUGUACUGUAAACAGCUGUAAACAACCCAAGGGGGAGGACGUUAUGUGACAUGGGUCUGUCUACAGCACAUAUUAUAUAGCCCCAAAACUACACAUGUGUCUCCUCCCCAGAUGCUGACUGGUGCUGCUCCCAACUGUCCAAGUCAUCUUAUCCUGGAGCCAGAGGUAGUCAACACUCACGUUACCAGCCCGGCGGCCACGGUAGCUCUCGGUCUCAUGUAUCUCAAGACCAACGACAGCUCAGUGGCCAGCCGACUUGAUGCUCCGUCAACACUGUAUGAACUAGAUCACAUCCGACCAGAUUUCUUCAUUCUCAGAAUGGCGAGUAGGGGACUCAUAAUGUGGAGUGACGUACAACCGACCCAGGAGUGGAUUGACAACCAUAUUCCUGGGAAUAGUUCAGAGACAUGCGUUCCAAUCCAGUGACAGGAUGGAGGGGCAGAGUGAUCCAAACAUUGACUACCAGACCCUCAGUCAGGCUAUGGUGUGCAUCAGUGCAGGGUGCUGUCUAGCCAUAGGUCUGCGCUAUGCUGGAACCUUAGACAAACAAGCCCAUUCUGUCUUGAUGAAAAACGUUCGUUUCCUCCUCACCAAGAUGAGCUCUCCGGCCUCAGCCGAGGAGGUUGGGAAGUCUUGUCUGGAGAUGUGUAUCAAUGUUGUCGUCCUCUCAGUUGCAAUGGUAAUGAGUGGUUCAGGAGAUCUGGAGGUCCUGAGGAUCAUCCGCAGACUCCACGCCCGAGUGACUCCGCCCGAAGUCACGUACGGUGGUCAUAUGGCUUCCCACAUGGCCUUGGGUUUCCUCUUCCUCGGUGGAUGUCGCUACUCCCUCAGUCGCAGCAACAAGGCGAUAGCAUGUCUCUACUCGGCCGUCUUCCCCCUCUUCCCCUCAUCAACCACCGACACUCGCUACCAUCUCCAGGCCCUCCGACAUCUCUACGUCCUCGCUGCAGAGCCGAGGGUACUCGUCACGCGAGAUGUCGAAACCGGUCAGGCAACCUCCGUCGAGGUGUGCGUGAGAGGAGAGCGGGAAAUUAAGGGGAGGACCCCGUGUAUCGUGCCCGAGUGGAGCUCCAUUAACGAGAUUGAGAUAUGCAGUUGCGAUUUCUGGCCAAUCAAACUGGACUUGAGUGGAGAAGAGAACAAUAUGAGGCAAGUCCUGGCUAAGUCUGGGACUGUGUUUGUACGUCGCAAGACGGGAGAGAGAGGAGGAGGAGGAGGAGAGGAGAGUUUGCUCGUGGGGCCCUCCUCCCACAGCACUUCUACACCACCUGCUGUGUCAAAGGAAAGCUGGAGCUGUUUGGGGAAGAUGAGGAGGAAGACAACCCCCUGCUGACAUGUCUCUACAGCCCCCUCCUGGCUCCCCAGGACUCUCAGGACACUAACUGGCAGAGGUUCCUGACGGCUGCCCUCCUGGAGAGUGUGUCAGAGGAGAAACUAUCGGUCUUCCCCUCUCUCCUCCACCUCGAGAAGGUCUCGCAUAAAGUCCUGUCGUCCUCCUCCUCCUCUUCCUCGGCCACUGAACUGUGGCAGCUAAAGCUGGGGUGUGCACUGGCAGAGGUGACUGGAAGCCGACAAGACCACUCCCCCCAGUCGUUCCAUUCUGACCUGGCCACACUACUGAUGCUGAGAGUCAAACAGUCGCUUUACAAGUUUGGGGAGGAGAUGGGUGAGGAGAGAGAAGAGGAGGUGCUGCGAGCGUACUUCAUGUGUGGAAGAGGAGGAGGAGGAGGAGAGGUGGUGUUGGGAGAGGUGGUGUUGAGAGAGAAGGAGGCAGAGUGGCUGGCAGCAACCAUAGUUGUCUAUGGAAUACCACCGAGACACUCUCUGGGCUUGACAACCGAGACCACGUAUCCAGAGCUGCUGACAAAGAUGC
Molecule: messenger RNA, 5688 nt
Organism: Geodia barretti
Lineage: Eukaryota; Metazoa; Porifera; Demospongiae; Tetractinellida; Geodiidae
Source: the annotation of a GenBank genome assembly